UCCAGAGGAAAAGCAGUGUUGAAUUUAGCGGGUCACGGGCUCGCUGCUUAUGUCCCUGUUCGAGGAAAUGCAGGAAACCGAUGGCGAAAACUCAAUGUAUUGCCUUUCGUGCCAGGACUAUUACGUUCCGGGAGACGCCGGCACCUGCAGGGAGUGCUACGAAGAAGCUAACGAGACCGAGGAGGAGCUCAAGACUGAGAUCGACGACUUGAAGGCCAAAGUUGCCUUCCUCAGCCUUUUGCCUCCAAUUGAUCACCACAAUCGCUCCGAUUCUGACGUUAUUUUGGUUCCCUCCGAUGAGACUUCUGAUCUACCCUCCCUGACUGUUCCGGCUCACAAGGUUGUUCUGGUGAGUCGCUCCCCAGUGUUCAGAGCAAUGCUUGAAAAUGAUAUGGAGGAAAGACGAAGCGGUACCAUAAAGAUCAGUGAUGUAUCAUACAAUGCUCUUCGUGCCUUUGUUGAUUAUUUAUACACUGCAGAAGCAUGCCUUGAUGACCAAAUGGCCUGUGAACUGUUAGUUUUAGCUGAAAAGUAUCAGGUGAAGCAUCUCAAGGCAUAUUGUGAAAAGUAUUUGAUGGCCAGAUUGAACUGGGAAAAAGCAGUCGCGAAUUAUGCCUUUGCUCACCGACACAAUGCUAAACAAUUACUAGAUGCAUCCUUGGGAUUAAUCACAGAUAACAUGGACAAGCUUUCUAAGCGUGAGGAGUAUGAGGAUCUGGUGGAGAGUAACCCUCGUAUUGUGGUCGAAAUCUAUGAAGCUUAUCUCUCAAAACAGGUUAAUACUGCAGCCAGCAAGAAAUCUUUCAAAAAGAAAUAGCAAAAGGGCAGAAGGAACUAAGAAUCAACGUCCUUUUUACCCCAAAAAAAAAAAAAAAAGAAUCAAUGUCCUGAUAGGCAAAGUAAUGGCCAUUCAUUUCUUCAAGUUUGAUAUCCUUGACUGGCGAUUAUUUUGUGGAUGCCUGAAAUGUAAAUGAAUGUAUUGUUGGCAUACCCCAUUAAUCCAGCCCCUCUUUCAAGUUUGUUUCA
Prosopis cineraria is the source of this 1026-nucleotide messenger RNA. RefSeq names its product BTB/POZ domain-containing protein At4g08455. Gene Ontology annotation, biological process: proteasome-mediated ubiquitin-dependent protein catabolic process; regulation of proteolysis. Lineage: Eukaryota; Viridiplantae; Streptophyta; Magnoliopsida; Fabales; Fabaceae. Gene Ontology annotation, molecular function: ubiquitin protein ligase binding. The transcript has 2 exons. The record is from RefSeq and is a predicted model, not a curated record. Bases 50 to 817 code for a protein of 255 amino acids. Gene Ontology annotation, cellular component: cytoplasm.